Molecule: messenger RNA, 1188 nt
Organism: Microthlaspi erraticum
Lineage: Eukaryota; Viridiplantae; Streptophyta; Magnoliopsida; Brassicales; Brassicaceae
Source: the annotation of a GenBank genome assembly
AUGAAAGCGAUGGUAGUGGAGAUGGAGGAAGGGGUUAAAGACAAUGCAGCAUCACCCCUUAAAUCAAGACUCACAAACCAAUCUAGGGCUCUAUUUUCAAUGCGACUGCUUCAGAUCUUGCUGUUGUUUCUUGUUCUGACUCUUGGGAUCUCAGUUGUUGGUAUACACACCAUCAAGUUCUUGAGGAUUCAACAUUUGCCUCCUGUGGCUCCAACCACAACCACUUUGAUCUCAAACUAUGAUCAUCAUGGGACUGUCACUUUAGAGAGCUUCAUCAAACCUCCUUUGAAUGUUUGGCACACAAUGAACGACAGUGAGUUGCUUUGGCGUGCUUCGAUGGAGCCAAGGAGGAUUGUGUAUCCGUUUAAACGGGUUCCUAAAUUGGCUUUCAUGUUUCUCACCAAAGGGCCUUUACCAUUUGCUCCACUUUGGGAGAUGUUCUUUAAAGGACAUGAGGGUCUUUACUCAAUCUAUGUUCAUGCAUUGCCUGAUUACAGAUCUGAUUUUUCAAGAUCAUCUGUGUUUUACAAGAGAUAUGUCCCAAGUCAGGCUGUGGCAUGGGGAGAGAUGAGUAUGUGUGACGCUGAAAGGAGGCUUCUUUCGAACGCCUUGCUAGAUAUCUCUAACGAAUGGUUUGUUCUGGUGUCUGAAUCAUGCAUCCCUCUGCGAGGUUUCAGCUUCAUCUACGGUUAUGUCUCUGAAUCAAGACAUAGUUUCAUGGGUUCUAUUGAUGAAGAAGGACCUGACGGAAGAGGAAGAUACAGAGAUGGGAUGGAGCCUGAGAUCUCGCUUAGCCAGUGGAGGAAAGGGUCACAGUGGUUUGAAGUUAACCGGAAACUCGCUGUUGAGAUUGUUCAAGACACAACUUACUACCCCAAGUUCAAAGAGUUUUGCAAACCUCCGUGUUAUGUUGAUGAACAUUACUUCCCUACAAUGCUGUCUAUGAAACAUCGGGUUUCGCUGGCUAACCGGACACUGACGUGGACAGAUUGGUCACGCGGUGGUGCUCAUCCAGCUACUUUUGACAAGGCUGAUAUAACAGAGACUUUUCUCAAGAAUCUUCCGGAAGCUAAAGCCUGCUCCUACAAUGAUGAGCGGUCUCAAGUUUGUUAUCUAUUUGCUAGAAAGUUUGCUCCUAGCGCAUUGGAGCCCUUAUUGCAACUUGCACCCAAGGUUCUUGGUUUCUGA